Messenger RNA from Bubalus bubalis (water buffalo), 1903 nucleotides. Its product is annotated as protein FAM24B. The transcript is spliced from 4 exons. The coding region runs from base 1331 to 1717 and encodes 128 amino acids. The record is from RefSeq and is a predicted model, not a curated record. Lineage: Eukaryota; Metazoa; Chordata; Mammalia; Artiodactyla; Bovidae.
AGGAAGUGAAAACUUUUUGCCAAAAGUUCUGUGAGAAGACCUCUUGCACUGAGUGGACUCCAAGUUAGGUCAAAUACAGAUAGCUUUUGCAAGCAAGGUCUUUCAGAAAAACAGCAGAUGAGUCAGAUAAUGACAGUUCUUGAGAAUGAGGCUUUGAAAGAGCUCUACUUCUAUUCUUCUCCAUCUGGUUGGCUGCAUUGGAAUCAGGGCUGUUGAAAAUAAGGCUUCCAUGGAUCUGGAGAAUGAACGAUGAAACAGUGCCACAAAGCAUGCAAGCAUGCUGUUCAUACUGAAAUUCAGUUCUUAAAUAUUCCUUGAGCUGCUGAAAGCUUAUAGUUAGUAUUCAGAGUCAGAAAAACCUGAUUCUGACAAUUUUUUUUGGUCAGAUUUUCAUUGCUUUUAUAAAGGAGAGAAUUUUCAGAGAUCUUAUGCCACCAUUUUUGGUGAGAACUCCCUUGCUGUUUGUACCCUCAUAAAGGAUUUGGCCAGAGCAACAAGGACUAACCCUUUGUAGUUAAAUUCUUUCAUUUAAUGGAACCAGCUUUGUUGGUGUGAGUACCUUGAAAUCAUAUAACCCAGAUUUAAAAGAUAUCCUGAUAUUCAAAUUGCUUUUGGAAAUCUUUUUGUCUUAACCAUAAAGUAUGAUAAUAUUCUGAAGUCAGUGAACCUAUGCUUGCUAAGUUGUUUCAGUCAUGUUCAACUCUUUGUAACUCCAUGGACCGCAGCCCACCAGGCUCCUCUGUCCAUGGGAUUCUCCAGGCAAGAAUACUGGAGUGGGUUGCCAUGCCCUCCUCCAGUGAACUUAUAUCUGAAUCCUAUUAAGUGGCUACAAGUAUAUACUACUUCCUUGUGUUGCUAAAACAGAGUCUAAGUAGCCUUCUAUAAUUGUACUUUUAGAAAUAUUGACCAUUUUUAGAUGUUAGCCUCCCCACAUCACUGUCUUUUUAUUAUAUUGAACCCCCAGAUUUGCUUUUGAUUAACAGUCAAACCUUAAAAAAGUCCUCUGAGAGAAACAGAACCUGAAAAUGUGAUAUUGAAAUGAAAUGAUUUAAAAUAGUAUUUGGGCAUUUACAUGUCCAUUGGUGCCACAAAAAUCUGAACAUGGAAUGGAAUUCAGAACUCCAUGAAAGAGAGCUGAUGUCCAAAGAGUUGAUGUCACACAGCUUAUGGCCUGAUUGGCACGGAAGUUGGAGCUGGACAGUUGACUCUCCAUUCUGCUCUGGUGGAGGCUGCACUUCUAAAAGCGAGCUCUUCAAACUUACAUCUCAAUUACUCCUAACAGGGACAGUUAGAAUUUUCUUUCUCAAAGAUUUGAGAAAUCCCUGAUAAGAUGUACUGUUCCCUCAAGUUUAUUUUAAUUGUAAUUUUUUUUUACUGUCAGCCUUCAUCCAGCUUUGACGACUUAGAUUCUCAUAAAAGCUCCAAAGUUAACGCGAUAAUUAUGUUCUGCAUUGGUGGCGCUAUCCUGUUGGCCAUGCUCGUUCUGAUGGCCGUUGUCAUCUGUCUUUACUACAAAGUAGCCAACGCACUGAACAUGCCAAAGGUACCUGUUUGUUUGGCCUUAAAAAAUAAUCCAGCCACGGUCAACCCGGACAAGGUCAGUGCGGCCCUUACCACUGGGUCUUAUCCCAGCCUCCAGUGCUGUGACGAAUGUAACUUGUAUCCCGGCUUCGAUGCCCUGCCUCCGUGCUGCUGCAAUGUAAACGAGGGGCUCUGACUUGGGUUUCCCGUAAGGCUUUGAAGAUCUGGGAAACAGACUAAGCACGUGGUACCCCACAGAGCAGUCCCGAAGGGUUCCUGUGAUUGUUGCUCAGGCUCUCGUUUGCAAGCUUAACCCAAGCCCAACAAAGCCAAGGCCCAAUUUGUUUUCUUUGAAACAGACAAAUAAAGCUCAUUUUGUGUA